Diuraphis noxia (Russian wheat aphid) is the source of this 1105-nucleotide messenger RNA. RefSeq names its product Deoxyhypusine synthase (gene Dhps). Gene Ontology annotation, molecular function: deoxyhypusine synthase activity. Gene Ontology annotation, biological process: peptidyl-hypusine biosynthetic process. Gene Ontology annotation, cellular component: cytoplasm. The record is from RefSeq and is a predicted model, not a curated record. NCBI's taxonomy places the organism in Eukaryota, Metazoa, Arthropoda, Insecta, Hemiptera, Aphididae.
AGUAACCUAACCUGCAGCACAGUUUUAUUACAGCUAUUUAAAUAUUUACAUUAUAAUUACAAUUAUUGUUUAUUUCUACAUUUAAAUAAGUUGUAUAGAACCAAAAAGUGGUAUGGAGCCACAAAAGGCAUCAGAUGCAGUUUUGAAAAAGAGUCUAGACAUUUCGUCCGAAAAUCCAACUGUAAAAGGUUAUGAUUGGAACAAUGGAAUUGACUAUGGMCAGUUACUGUCCGUCUAUCGGUAUUCUGGAUUCCAGGCUACGAAUUUUGGAUUAUCUGUCGAACAGAUAAAUAAAAUGUUAGAUGAACGAGAAAAACCAUUUGAAGAAGAUAUUCAUGAAGAAGACGAAUUUAUCAAACGCCGUUCAAAUUGCACAAUGUUCCUUGGUUAUACGUCAAAUAUGGUUUCAUGUGGUAAUCGUGACGCAAUACGCUUUGUUGUCCAACAUAAAAUGGUCGACUGUAUAGUGACAACUGCUGGAGGUGUAGAGGAAGACCUAAUAAAAUGUUUGGCUCCUACAUUUAUAGGAGAUUUUCAAUUAAAAGGUAGCACUCUCCGUGAAGAUGGCAUCAACAGAAUUGGCAAUUUAUUAGUUCCAAACAAUAACUACUGUAAAUUUGAGAAUUGGGUCAUGCCUAUCUUAGACAAGUUGCUCGAAGAACAAAAUAUUUCUUGGACUCCAUCUACAAUAAUUGAAAGAUUAGGUUUAGAAAUAAAUGAUGAACAGUCGAUAUGCUAUUGGGCUGCUAAGAAUAAGAUCCCUAUAUUUUGUCCAGCAUUAACAGAUGGUAGCUUAGGAGAUAUGAUGUACUUUCAUUCCUUUAGAAAUCCUGGUCUUAUAAUUGAUAUAUUAAAAGAUUUGAGAAGAUUGAACACRAUKGCGGUAAAAGCAGCUAAUAGUGGAAUGAUUAUAAUAGGAGGUGGAGUGAUAAAACAUCACAUUUGCAAUGCCAAUUUGAUGAGAAAUGGUGCUGAUUAUGCUGUUUAUUUGAAUACUGCAUCAGAAUAUGAUGGCAGUGAUUCUGGAGCUCGACCGGAUGAAGCUGUUUCAUGGGGUAAAAUAAGAGCAGAUGCUUCGCCAGUGAAAGUAAUAUUUGUGCAUUGA